CGCGGGGCAAAGAGCGACGGGAAAUAUGAAACAGCUGAUCGUUUAUUAGAAAAGUAAAUAGCUCCAUUAGGGUCUGGCAGCAAGCAUGCUCAAGUCUUGCGGUGUCAUUGUUAACGGCAAUCAUACUGAUAUUGCUCUUAAUUUUUACGCCAAUCGUAUAUUUUUAGUCGUCAGUCAGUACAAAAAGCUUGGAUCUCUUGUGACGGUGAGAAAAGAAGCUGCUCUUCGUGAAUUUGAUAACGAAAAUACUUACAGUACAAAAGUGAUUUUUGGAAAAGAUGAUCCUGAAAUUCAUGCAGCGGCUAGAUACAUUACAGAACAAAUAAAUGCUGACAAACCAUUUUUAAUAUCUAUUUGUCUAAAGGACUAUGAAGUUUCAACUUUGAGAACUAUUGUCAAAACUAUUCAAAAGCUGGAUCUCAAGAGCCCAUAAAAUGAGCACCAUAUUUGGUCAGUUAGUAAUAGGCCCACCUGGCAGUGGUAAAACAACAUACUGCACUGAAAUGGGAAAAUUUCUUGAAAGUUUGGGUAGAAAAGUGGCAAUCAUAAAUAUUGAUCCAGCUAAUGAAAAUAUGGGGUAUAAGCCAGCAGUCGAUGUUUCUGAAUUAGUUAAACAUGAAGAAGUUAUGAAAACUUUAAAACUUGGACCUAACGGAGCUUUGGUAUAUUGUAUUGAGUUUUUAGAGAAAAAUAUUGAAUGGUUGAUUAGAAAAGUUCUUAAUUUCAAAAACCACUACGUUUUGAUUGAUUGCCCAGGACAGGUUGAACUAUAUACUCAUCAUGAAUCUAUGAACAAAAUUACUGAGAAAUUGUCUACAAAUUUAGUAAGACUUUGCUGUGUUAAUUUAAUGGAUUCACAUCAUUGUAGUGAUCCAGGAAAGUAUCUUUCUUCGUUGAUGGUUUGUACGAUAACUAUGUUGCAACUAGGAUUACCUCAUGUAAAUGUUAUGACAAAACUCGAUGAUAUGAAACGUUUUAAAGACAAGCUAGAUUUCAAUAUUGAUUUUUAUACAGACGUGUUGAAUUUGGAUUAUCUACUUGAGCGAUUGAAUGAAGAUAAUGUUGUCCCACAAUACGUGAAGUUGAAUGAAGCACUAAUAUCUCUAGUACAAGACUACAGUCUCGUAACCUUUGUACCACUUGACAUUUCAAAUAAAACUUUACUACUCAAUGUUAAAAAUGCUGUGGAUAAAGCUAAUGGUUAUAUUUUUGGUGGCAAUGAACCCCAAGACGUACAAUCUUUAUUAGCAUGUGCAGUUGGAGCUGUUAGUGAAACUGAAAGAACAGCAAGUCUUGAAACUUACAUGUAAUUAAACUACUCAAUAAAUUUUUACAACAUUUAUUAAACAAGUAAAUAUCUU
Phymastichus coffea is the source of this 1361-nucleotide messenger RNA. Its product is annotated as GPN-loop GTPase 2-like. Bases 435 to 1310 code for a protein of 291 amino acids. The transcript is spliced from 7 exons. Lineage: Eukaryota; Metazoa; Arthropoda; Insecta; Hymenoptera; Eulophidae. Gene Ontology annotation, cellular component: cytoplasm. The record is from RefSeq and is a predicted model, not a curated record. Gene Ontology annotation, molecular function: GTPase activity.